This is a messenger RNA of Bactrocera oleae (olive fruit fly), 7303 nucleotides long. Lineage: Eukaryota; Metazoa; Arthropoda; Insecta; Diptera; Tephritidae. The record is from RefSeq and is a predicted model, not a curated record.
UCCUUUAUUUCUUAACCUAUCUUUUUCCACCCAAUCCUUUUCGCCAUUUCCAUUUCCUACUCGUACUUGUUGUAUUUUCUUUCUUUCCCUUUAAGUUUUUUCCUCUACUUCGUUUCUCUUACCACUUCUUUCGUAUAUCUAAUCAUUUCACCUCUCUUCUUUUUCAUUUGCUCUUUGCUUCUUCUCCUCUAUCAUUUUUUUCUCAUUUCUUCUAGUUUAAAUUCCUUCACUAUUUUGUCCUUCUCUUCAUUUUUAAAAUUUUUCUUUCCAUUACUUUAUUUACAUUUUCUUUUCAUUUUAUUUCUUACUUUCCACUUCCAUACUCUUCUUUCAAUUUGCAUUUCCUUUACGUUUAGCUCUGAUGCCCAUCCACCGAUGCGAAUGACCCGUUAUCUAUUCAUUUCAAAAAAUGUUUGUCGUUAAUUUUAGGACAGGUGAGGUCAUUGGUCCGGGGUUGUUACUUACUUAGACCAGACCAGAUUAAAGGCUUAGUUUAUUGAUGCACUUUUGCUAAUGUCUAGACGUGAAUACUUAAACCAGACCUUAAAAAUGUAGUUAGUUUUAUAAGGACGAGCCGAUUAAUCAUCCACAAUAAGGGCUUGUAAUUCUUACUUUUACAUUUUGGUCUUUUCUAAAGUAAAGUAACAUACAUUCUUCAUCUUUCUACUCCAUGAGCUGCUCAGAACUCUCUCUCUUUAACCUUUCGAACAGUAGAAAAGGUUAAUGCUACUUUUCCGACCAAGAGCACGUCCUCACAACUUCAGUAUAUACAGACGCCUUUCAGUUGCACUUUUCAUCAGACGAUUUUUUUUGCCAAGCGCGCAACGAAGAACUGGAGCCGAACGCAAGUAAUCAAUAAGUGCACAAUUUCACACAAAUGCAAACAGCAAAGAAGCGCCGCCUCACAGCGCAGCUGCUAUGAUAUGUCGCCAGCGCUGCUUAAAGGAAAAUAAUAAUCACAUCCGCAUUCAUCCGUCAGCGAAAUGUCAGCAUUUAACGCUUUCAACUUUUGAGCGUCACAUCGUGGCAUUUAUUUGCCGGCGCAAUUGAAAUGGAAAAAGGCGCACGGCAGCAUUUUUGCUCCACAUACAAAUGGAAAUAAAGGAAAAAUGUGUAACGAAACUAUGCUAAACUGCCGACGACGAAGUUAAGUGCAAACACGAAAUGAUAAAUAAUAAUAAUAAUAUAAAAGUUAUCUGGUUGUUGUUGUUUAGCCGCUACUACACCAACACCAGCUGCUCGCGGUGACAGCCCGCAGACAGGGAAGCGGUGCGCCUGCGACGGCAGGAUGCACUGUCAACGUGAAUGAGUUGUACGAUCACUACCUUGGCUUGGCGGCUGGUCGCUGCGGCUGCUUUGACGUACUGACAGUAGCUGACUGACUGACAAUAAUUACAUCAUGAUUGUGCGCGAACCGUUGCAUCAACGACAGCAACGCGGCGGCGCAAACUCGACCAACGCACAGCGCGUCUGGAUGCAAACGAACAUGUUUAUGUGUAUACGUAUGUAUAUAUGUAUGCGAAGCCUGGUUAACUGGUUGGCUAACCGCUCAUUUCGGUGGUAUUCCAUAUGUACACACACGUUAGUUACCUGGCAGCAAGGCAACUCCACUGUCAUGUCGGCAAAACACUUUGAGGAAUCCGGUAAUUUAUUGAUGAUCGCUAUGAUCAAAGGCAUGCGCAGCGCAACAGAGCAAAGAGCUGGGGAAGACGAAAGGUAGCGCAUAACGUGAACGAGGGUAUUUCAUGCCGCAGCAUGAUCAGUCAACCACUUGCCAGCGCUUUUGAUAACAGCGUGAAAAUACAGGCAGACUACUUUUUAUUCUAUGGAGCGUCAGUGCGCCACAACGCAACACUGACGGCGAUCUGUCACGUACGCUGCCACACCACAGUUGAUGCUGCUGUCCACUAUUGUCAGCUGCUUCCGCGAAUUGCGAUGACAACGAAGCAAAAAUGGGAUGCGCGUGUGAAACGCAUGCCACAGCGCAACGCGACGCGGCGGUGUUUAUAACAAAACGGCCAACCAACGCGGCAGGAAUACUUGGAAUUGAAUUGCGGCGGCAACCAAUGACAGUUAUUGGUGCGGCGCUGCUGCUACGCGCUGUGAGCGGAUCAUACAUUUUGCCAGUAGCUGACAGUUUGGCUGACUGAUUGACUGACAGAUGACUGCUGGAUGCUGCCAACUACCGCAGAACACCUCAAGCUGCUACUCAACUAAAGUCAAUUGCAGUCAGCGCCAACAAAGUGAUCAUUUAUGUUCCACAACGAUCCACAAGAGCUUGUGUCCACAACGUAGCAUUGCCUACUUAACGGCGCACAACGCCCAGCGCAUAACAUUAGUUCUACACAGCGUGUUCAUCGCAUUAUUUUGCUUGGCGGUAAUACAGCCGACAUACGCGCGCUCCACAAACGCAAAUCGAGCGGCAAAAACCGCAUUAACGGCAACGGCGCCCAUUGCCGAUUCGUUGGUUGGCAACGCUGCCUCAUCCGGUACUUUUUUAAACUCUUCGAAUAUUAUGAUGUCGGCACACGAGAGAAAUUCGCUGGAUUUGGGCGCCACAACUAAGCCUGCCCUGGCUGUGGUGGAAAACCGACGCGCGCUAAAGCUCGUCCAGUUCAAUAAUAUCUCAGUCGUAUGUAAUGAUGGCUCGCGCGCUGGUUUCUAUUUGCGUAAAAAUCCCAAUUCGAAGAAAUGGAUUGUGUUCCUGGAGGGCGGUUGGCAUUGUUAUGAUGCGCGCUCAUGUCGUGCGCGUUGGUUGCGGCUGCGCCACUUGAUGACGUCGACACAAUGGCCUGAAAAACGUGAUGUUGGUGGCAUACUCUCACCGUUACCGGAAGAGAACCCCUAUUGGCACAAUGCAAACCAUGUGCUCGUGCCCUACUGCAGCAGCGAUUCGUGGUCGGGUACGCGCGACACAAUCGACGAGAACGCUAAAUUUCGCUUUAUGGGUGCUGUUAUCUUACGUAAUGUUAUUGCCGAACUAAUACCACUCGGUUUAGGACGAAUACCUGGUGCGGAAUUGUUGCUUGUCGGUUCGUCGGCAGGCGGUCUUGGUGUUAUGCUAAAUUUAGAUCGCAUAACCAAUUAUUUGCAGCAAGAACGUAAACUGAUGGUGACAGUGCGUGGUGUGAGCGACUCAGGUUGGUUUCUCGAUCGUGAACCCUACACCCCAGCUACAGUAGGCUCCAGUGAGGCGGUGCGUCAAGGUUGGAAGCUCUGGCAAGGAUCACUUCCAGAAGCUUGCGUUGAACAAUAUCAAGCAGAACCGUGGCGUUGUUACUUCGGUUACCGACUAUAUCCGACGCUCAAAGCACCGCUCUUCGUCUUUCAAUGGCUGUUCGAUGAAGCACAAAUGCGCGCGGACAAUGUAGGCGCACCAGUUACACCCCAACAGUGGAACUACAUACAUGAGAUGGGCGGAGCGCUGCGUUCGUCCUUAGAUAACGUAACUGGCGUAUUCGCGCCCUCUUGUAUCGGGCAUGCUGUGCUCUCCAAACGCGAUUGGAUCAAUAUCAAAAUUGAUGAUAUCUCUUUACCAUCUGCACUACGUUGCUGGGAGCAUUCGACACGUCCACGCCGCCGUCGACACAACAUCGGUAAACAAACUCACUUAGAGCACACGGAACAAAAGCGUCAUCGCUCAAACAACGAAAAUCAAAGAAUCUUGCACAAAAACCGUAUAACCAAACAACACAAAGAGAAGAAAGACAACAACUUCGAGCCACAACAUGGUACACGUCAACGCUUAAGUAAAGCUGAGCGUGAAGAACGACGACGACUACGACAUGAACGUCAACAGAGGCGUCAACGUAAGUUACAACAACGCAACAAAAACAAACAUCGCAAUCGUCACGAGCGUCGACGUAACGAAGCCGAACGCAAGCGUAACAACAACUUGCCACCGAACGAUAACGCCACAGCAUUACAUGAUCAACAUCCCAACAAAAAACAACGUAACCACAACAAACCGAAAACCAAUGGUGGUGAGCGUAAACACCGACCGGGCCAGAAGUCACGUAAGGAACGUAAAGAACAACGUCAACAACAACUCAGGUUACAUAACACCGGCAAAUUCGUACAACCACAUGAUUUACAACACAACGAACAAGCCGUCGAGGCGACAACACAAUUCGCUUUGCAAAAGAAAAACAUGCGUCGCAAUCGUGUACCGCGUGUACCCGAAAAAUGCGCUCUACGCCUGCUCGAACGUUGCAGUUGGCCACAAUGCAAUCACUCCUGCCCGAUGGUCACGAAUCCAUUGACCGGCGAAGAGAUGCGCUUCCUCGAGCUGCUUACCUCUUUCGGUCUGGAUAUUGAAGCUGUUGCCGCGGCGUUGGGUAUUGACAUGCAGACCCUCAGCAAUAUGGAUCGCACCGAGCUGAUUAAUCUGCUGACGCAACAGGCGAGCUGAUCGUCGGUGUAAAUGCAAGUGGUUGUGUGGAUGCAUAUGUGUGCUUGGGUGUUCAUAAAUGUAAAUAUUAGUUGCUUAAGUCGUAAAUAGUUCAAAGUUCAAAUUAAUAUUGUAAGUGUUGUGGGUGUAUGUAGCGGUGUAUGCAGCAGAACAGUUUGGGCGCAUUGUUGAAAUGAAAUGGAUGUACUAUGGAUGGAUGGUUGUACUUGAAAAUCAUUUACUGCGGCCAACUGUAAGCUGUGUUUUAUAGUAUUUUUGGUAAUUACUUAAAGACAAAUAUUAAGCCCAGUUGUUAGGAAAAACUAAUUUAUUGUUUUUGUUGUAAGCCACUUUAGUUUAAUUUCAGUUAUAUGCAUAAGUUUUAAGCCAAAAUGAAAAACAAUGAUAUUCGCAAGAAGCAAAAAGUGAGUUCGAGAGCGAGAGCGUUUUUAAGCGAUUACACUAAUACAAUAUGAUUUUUCCAGAAAAGUUUUUAGUAAAAAUUUUUUAAAUAAUUUUUGAUUUAUAAAUGAAAAUGAUACGUAAAAUGUAAAAAACUGAUUAAAACAAUUCGAAUCUCUCCAAAAUUUGCCCAAAAACACUUCGCUACAGUGGUGAUCAUAUAAUUAAACAUUCAUUAGUUAAAUAACGCUACUCGAACGCACCCGUUAAAAUCGCAUUUAUAACAAAAAUAACUCGAAAUGUCACAUUAUACUCAAAAUCAUAAAAAAAUAAAAACAUUUAUAUACACGAAUGUAAACACAAAAUGCAACAAUGAGACUGUUACUUAAUUAAAUUAUUAUUGUUAACAAUUAAACUAAAUAAUUUUAUGCAUAAAAAAUUAAAAUAAAAUAAAUUAAAAGUUAUGCAAACGAACAAAAAAAAUAAAAAAUUAUAAUUAUUAGUAAUUUCAAAAAAUAUAAACAUAAAAAAAGCAAUUACCAACACAGUUAUGAUUACACAUUCAUUAUGUAGCAAAUGUACUUAAUUAUGUAGCAGCAUAUGAAAUCAAUAUUUGUUUGCAACUGAAGCACGAUCAUAAAUCUACCUCAAUAGAACUUAAAAAACUAAUUAAUUAAAUAAUUAAAAUGCUAUUUAAUUUUAUAAAUAAUUAAACAAAUUACAAUAUUUGUAAUAUAAAUACUUAAUUGUAAUUUUCAUCAAUAUUAUUGAUCCGAAAUUAAAAAAAUAUAUAUAUAUUUCCGCACUAAGUAAAAAUUUUAUAAUACAAAACCAGGCCAUUUUACUUCAACCAUCCAUGAAUAUUUAUUAAAACAAAUAGUUAAAAUAUUAUUUACGCUAGCAUAUUUAAUUUGUACCUGUAAAUCUCUUUAAAUUAUUACAAUGAAGCUCAUUAAAACAAACACACACACAGAAACAAAAAAAUAUUGCAUUCCUUCGGCUUAAUUAACUUAUAAUCACAAUAAGUUUUGUAUAGUUUUUUGCAUUUAUUUAUUUGUUUUAAAAUUAAAUUUAUAUUUAUUAUAAGUCACAUUACAAAAACUCGAAUAUAUGUAUAUGUAAAUAUAUAAAUUUUUAAAUUAUUAUUUAAUUGUAAUUAAAAAAUAAUAAUUUGUAAAUAUUUUAUUUUAAUUUUACUUAUUUAGAUAACUUAAUAUUUUUUUAUUUAACACAAUAGAAAUAGAAAUACUUAAUUAUUUUAAUAUAUUUAAGACAAAUGUUAUGAUGAAUUGUUGUGUCAGAGUGCAAAAAGGAUUUAAUAUGCUUUGAAAUGAGUGAAAUUAAAAAUAUAAACUUAUAUUUAAAGGAAAAAUAAAUGAUAAAUUAAAUAAUAACAAAAAAUUAAUAAAUAUUUUUUUAAUAUUCUUCGAAUAAAAUAGUAACCGAACUCUAGGAAUAAGUACAAUUUUUAAGUAGCCACUGUGUCUAGCUCAUUUGAGAAGACUCUCCGCACUCUCCCCCACAAUUUCAACACUUUUUGCCAAAAUAUUUUUAUUUUCACUUUAUUUGCACUGACUUCAUAACACUUCAUGAAAUCUUUAAAUAGUUAAUUUCAUAAUUUUAUUGUUUACAGUUAUCACAGCGUUGUUUCAUGCGACACAAAUCACUAUCAGUUGGCGCUGAAUUGAUAAAUGAGUUUAAAUGACAUUACUGACGUUUUUGUUAUUGCGUCAGACAUUAAAUAAAUGACGAGCAAAAUUUUCUGCUUAUAUUUAAUAAUAUCAAAUGUCAUGCUCAUCCUUAAUUGAUAAAACAGGGUGCUUGCCAAAUGAUUUGAUAGAGUAAGAAAAUUAUUAAAAUAUUAAAAUAACGGUAAAGUGCUCCAAAAGUGAUGGAAAUGAGACUAAAAUUAAUUCAUUAUGAGUACUAAAAAUGGAUGGCAACAGUUUUUUGGUACUUUCGGUGUUGUCAAUAUAACUUCUAUACAAUUGUAUUAGCAAAGUUAGAAUUAGGUGUUAUAUGCACUGUUUUGUCUAAUAACUUGUUGGCAUUUUGUAGACAAUUUCAUAAUGCCACUCCCAUGGUAAAUAGUAACACUCCUCCCUAUUCGGAAGAAAUUGAGACAGUCGAUUUUCAAAAAUUUUAUUUCAGCGGAAUUGUUAACCAGCAAAAUCAUUCGAUAUUAUCAGAGAUCUAUAAGGUGAGGCAUAAAAACAUCUCAACCUACUUCCUGGAGCUUUGGACGAGUCAUUAUCGAGGUGUGGUCUGGCGCUCUCCAGUUAAUACACAAUUCCUCUCCUGUUAGCCAAAUCUGACCACUUUUUGGCGACCGUACAAUUAUUAACAAUACAAAUCCGAAUUAAGAGAAUGGCUUCAAAUAUAAAAUAUGGCGUAUUUGCUCUUUGCUAGUGUCCAUCUUUGAAGCGUGUUCAAACAAUAUUGAGUCAAGCGAAAACAAAACUGUCUGAGAAUCUUUUUUAGUACAAAAUCUAAUAUAAUUAUAUGUGAGUA